Rhodotorula toruloides NP11 is the source of this 6255-nucleotide messenger RNA. Its product is annotated as Armadillo-type fold domain containing protein. The transcript is spliced from 12 exons. NCBI's taxonomy places the organism in Eukaryota, Fungi, Basidiomycota, Microbotryomycetes, Sporidiobolales, Sporidiobolaceae. The record is from RefSeq and is a predicted model, not a curated record. Gene Ontology annotation, cellular component: Golgi apparatus; endocytic vesicle; membrane. Gene Ontology annotation, biological process: retrograde transport, endosome to Golgi; intracellular protein localization; endocytosis. The coding region runs from base 1 to 6255 and encodes 2084 amino acids.
AUGCCAGCACCGGCAGACGAGCCCUCGCUCGCAGUCGAGGAUAUCCAGUUCGAGCCGGCGCAACUCGAGGCGUCUGCGGCAGCCGGUCGGGGCGAGAUCUGGCUGCUGUCGUGGUUGAGCAAGUGCGAGAAGGCUAUCAAGGUCCUGCCAGAGGCCACGCUCUUUGCGGAACAGGCGAACCUUACAAAGGCUCUAGUAGCUCUCGUUACGCCACCCAGUCCCACCUCGACCGCACCGACCGUGAAACCAGGACGACCCGCUCGCGCUCUCGUCGCUCGCAUCCUCAUCCUCGUCUUCUCGCGCGGCGACUCAAAGGGAUUGUUUGAUGUCGCACAGUCACUGUUGCGCGGGAUGAACGGGUCGGAGGCGAAGGGUGCGCCCGAGCGGGAAAAGGAGUGGAGGAUCGCGUCGGCGUACGUCCUGGGCGAGCUGUACGCCGUCUUUGGCAGCCAGAUCAUGAGUUUGUACAUCGAACUCAUCCAGGCGACGACGCGCAUCUUCCGCACGACCUCCUCCGCCGUUAUUGUACGCUUCUCCGCCCUCGUCUGCCUGCGCAAGGUCAUCGUCGUCGCGGCCAAGUCGAUGUCGGACCAGACGGUCAAGGACGUGAUGAAGACGCUCAAGGCUGGGUUGAGCGAGAAGGCCGGAGCUAUCGUGCGAGGGAGCGCAGACUGUCUCCUUGCCAUGUCAGCCGCCGUCGGCACCUACUCGACCCUCGCCGACAUCAACGAGGUUCUCCUGCCGUCAUUCCGCGCGCUCGAGUCCGCCGACUUUACCACGCGGCGAUCCCUGUCUCGCCUCAUUGCCGGUAUUCUCGCUGCCACGCAGGUCGAGGGCAGUGCUGCCCCCGCACCCGCGCCGAAGAAGAAGAAGGCGACUGGCAAGGACGAGGAAGAGGAGGAUGACGGCUAUCCCGACAUUGGCGCGCCUUCGACGUCCGACGCAUUGAGCAAGACGCUCCUCUCGCCGAUCGAAAUGCUCGUCCAGCUCUCGGGACCGUACAACCGCUCGACCGCGUCCCGCCGCCUCCGAAACGCCAUCAUCGACGUCUACGCCGAGCUGUUCAAGACGCUAGGGUCCGCAUGGGUCGAGCAUCAUUACGCCGACAUCGCCAAGCAUGCGAUCGACGAGCUCGGGUGCGGCAUGGCGGCGGGGCUCGGAUGGGUCGGAUGGAACGCGCGGGCGGCGGAGCGGAUCGACCUGAACAAGGCGCGGUACGAGGCUGUCGCCGCGCGCAAGGCUGUCGGCAUCCUCCUGGGCGACGUCGUCAGCGCGCAACUGCUGAGCGAGGCGGGGCAGAUCUCGGCGCUCCGCGAGGUCGGCACAUUGUACCUCAAGAAGUGGCCUUCGCUCAUGCCGAACCAGCCGGGUCCGAGCAAGCAGGCGCUCCUGCUUGCGCUCGAAGAGACGACGAGUCUCCUUCGCAGCCUCGGCUGUGCGCCUCCUGCGGUCCAAGACGUCCUCUACGACCCGCUUGUCCGCCUCGUCUCGCACCCGAGCCACAGCGUUCAGAUCACCGCCGCGUGGACCCUCCGAACCUUCUGCAACGCCGCGCCGAACCGACUGUCCGGCACGAUCGUCCAGCUCCUCGAGCUGCUCAACAAGGACCUCUCGAUCAUCUCGUCCGACGGGCCGAACAAGUCUGCGACUGUCCACCGCCGCGCGAUCGGCCAUGCCCACGGCCUCGCCGCCUUGGUCAACCUCAUUCCGCACAAGCCGCUCUACGUCUCCUUCGACCUCUCGGCCAAGUGCAUGUCGCUCGCGAUCCAGCUCCUCAAGCAGUCAGGCAAUCACGAGCUGCACGUCUCCGGCGUCGAGAUCCAGGUUGCGUGGAUCCUCGUCGGCUCACUCAUGUCGCUCGGACCUCAUUUUGUCCGGCUGCACUUGCCGCAGCUCCUCAUCCUGUGGCGGAACGCGCUGCCCAAGGUGACGAGCAAGGACGCGAGCGCGGCACAGGUUCGCGGAGACAACGAGUGGGCGUUCCUCCUCCACAUCCGCGAGUGCACGCUCGGUGCAAUCCUCAGCUUCCUCCGGCACAACGGACCGAGCGCGACAGCACCCGGUCUCGUCAACGAGGACGUCGCCCGUCGCCUCGUCAUGCUCUUGUCGAACGGUCUCGCCUUCUCGACUUCCUUCGCGACCGCCCACCCGAACCUGUCCGCCGAGCAUCAGCCCUCGACCUCCUCGCGUCUCCAGCUCGUCGAUCGCGACAUCAUGUUCCGGCGACGGCUCCUCCAGUGCUUCGUCGCCUUUGGGCAAAGUCCCGCGACGCAGCAGUACCAGAUUCCGCUCCUCCAGCAGGCGGUCCAGCUCAUCUCGGACACCGACCGGUACUUUGGCGAGUCGGUUCUGCAGGCCGUCGCCAACUCGGGGACGUUCACCUCGAUCUGGGACGAGACGGACGGGUACGGAUACGGCGUGACGAAUCUCGUCCGCGACGACCGCAACACCGUUGCAGGGGGAGGGGACCAGCCCGGCGCACCCAACUCGGCCAACAACAAGCUCGCCAAGCUCAACCGGGAUGCGGCGGCGGCGAAGCUCGACGAGCAGCUGCGCAAGGCGGUCCUUGAGGCUGGCGAACACGACCCGCUCGUCCUGUGGUCCCGUCUCGCGACCGAGAAGGCCGCGUUCGAGCCGCUCCCGGAAGCGCCGCCUCCUGCCGUCGGCGUCGUCGACGCAUCGCUCGAGCUCUUCUCGCUCUACUUCACCUUGCAGGAGCCGGCGAACCAGAGCGCCCUCCUCCAGAUUCUCCACAACAACCUUCGUUCGUUCAAGCUCGAGAAGAACCCCGGUCGGAAGCAGGCGAUGCUCGUCAAUUGCGUCACAGCCAUCCUCGGCGCCCUCCGCCUCGCUCGUCGUGCCAUCGACGCCCAUCAAGUCGCUUCGCCGAUGCGCGACCUGAUCAAGGAGGCGCUGCUGCACUCGGACUCUUCGCUGCGUCAGGCGGCAGCCGAGUCGCUUGGGCGCCUCUCGAGUCUCGGGGGCACGUCCUUCAUGGCAGGCCAGAUCCAAUUCUGCGUCCAACAGGUCGUCAGCAACACCGACCCCGACAACCGCGCCGGAUGUGCUCUCGCCUUCAGCGAGAUCUACUCGCACGUUGGCAGUCUCGCGGCGGCGCCGGUACUCAAGACGGUGGUCGACGUCCUCCUGUCGCUGUCGGCCGAUCCUCACCCGCUCGUGCACUACCACGCGCUCCAGUCCCUCUCGAACGUUAUCGACGCCGCUUCACUCUCCUACGCGCCCUUUACCAACAUCACCCUCGGCGUGCUCUGCAAGCUCUACAUGCAGGAUACGCACGAGCCGGAAGGAGGCACGCCUGGAUCCGUCAACCUGCGAGGUGACUUGCCGGCGUAUCAAGCGAUGUGCCGGGUCACGGACGCCCUCAUCGGCGUGCUGGGACCGGAACUGCAGGACUCGGAGCGAGUGCGAGAGCUCGUCCUCAUCCUGCUCAAGGAGUUCACGAUGGAGAAGGACGAUGGCAUCGCGGUCGAGGCGAUCAAGGCGACGCAGCACUUCCUCAUCUUUGCACCCGACGCCCUCGACCACGCCAUGCUCGUCUCGAACCUGCGGUCGCAGCUGUCGUCGACGAAGCAGCCCCUCAAAGUCGCAGCCGUCAACAGCGUCUACCAGCUCGUCCAGCGGGACGCCGCGCUCAUGUCGAAGCUCGGCGGCGACGGUCUCGUUCGCGAGCUGUUCGCCCUCCUCGACGACGACCCGACCGUCGAAGGCGUGCGAGACGCCAUCAUCUCCUGGCUGCGGCAGACUGCCGAUGCGAACCCGUCGGGCUGGAUCGACCUUUGCCAGCGGAUCAUGUCGCGCUCGGCCGACCUGGCGAGCAAGACGGACGACAAGCCGGCGGUCGAGGCUGCGCCCAUUCUUGGCGCUCUCGCGGACGAGGAGGCGCAAGGGCUCGGCGUCGAGGCGGACACGCGUGUGCGACCGGGAGCACCGACGGCUCGCGCGACGUCGCGAUGGCGGACGCAGCUUUUCGCGCUGCAGUGCCUGCACGAGGUGUUUGCGACAGUCAUCAAGAGCGGCCGCCGCGAGCACUUCGACGUCGCUCGCGCCCGCGUCCUCCGGGCGAACAAGCGCGGCCUGCUCAUCACGCGCGUCGCCGACCUCAUCAAGAUGGCCUUCACCGCUUCGACGGCGCAAGUUAUGGAGAUCCGGCUCGAGGGGCUUGUCGUUCUCAAGGAUGUCAUCGAUAACUUUGCCGCCUCGCAAGACGUCGACUUUGACGACGCCCUCCUCCUCGAGCAGUACCAGGCGCCGAUUGCUGCAGCCCUCACUCCCGCCUUCGCGGCCGACUCGUACCCCGAAGUCCUCGCUUCGGCGAUCCAGGUCUGCGCCGUGUUUGUCGGUUCGGGCGUCGUCAAGGAGAUCGAGAAGAUGGGCCGCAUCCUCAAGCUGCUGACGUCCGCGCUCGAGAGUUUCAAGGAAUCGGACAUGACCUCGCUCGGCGACGUCAAAGACCUCAGCACGACUGCCGCCGUGAUGCUCAAGACAUCAAUCUUUGCUGCCUGGGCGCAGUUUCAGACCUCAAGCGUCAACCAGCCGUAUCUCGCAGAGGUCAUCCGCCCGCACCUCCCGCUGCUCUGCCCCUUCUGGGUCGCAUCGUUGCGCGAGUAUGCUCGUGUGCGAACGGAUCCGGUGGCGGCGUCGAGCGAUGCCGGUGCGGGAGGCGCAGCGUUCGACUCGGUUUACUCGGGACUGUCGAGGGAGACGGCUUUGCCAUUCUACGAGAGAUCGUGGCCGCAGAUGCUCCACGCCGUCGCGACACUGCUGAAGGCGUCCAAUCCGCACAUGCUUCGCGCGAUCGACGGACUCGACGACAAAUCGGACACCCUGCCUUCGCCACACCGCAGCGACCCCGCCGUCUUCUUCUGGACCGUCUUCGGACUGUCCUUCGAUGCGCUUUGUACUGCGCCGUCGUCCGCCAACUCGGCGGGGACGACGAUCCAGACUGUCGCCCUCGAUGCCCUCGGAGGUCUCUUUCGUCCCGACGUCGCUGGCACAGCACUCAACGACGAAGGUCUGUUUGACGAGGUCUGCAACCUCUGCCUGAGGCUCGCAUUGACCGAAGCGGCGGAAGUCAAGGCCCGCGUGCUCGACAUCACGGUCGGGCUCGUCCAGCUCUUCGUGCGGGACUUGCCGGCUUCGGGUGCCGUCAACGGCUCGGACCUCAAUGACAAGGCGGCUCGCGGUGACCGUCGCUUGACGCAGUGCUUGCGCAUCGCGGUUGCCGCCUUCCGCGAGUCUGUUCCAGCCACCUCGUCGUCUCUCAAGCCAACCGCAGCGACUGCUGCCUCUCUCGCCGCACACAUCCGACUCGUCUUCUCCCGCUUCGCCGACGUAGCGGACCUCCUGCCCGCUCAGCUUCGCAUCGAGCUCUACGCCAUCGCCUUCCACUUCUACUCGGUCUUGCUCAAGGACGAGAAGAACGAGAUCGACUUUGCGGCACCGACUCUGCCUGUCCUCAAGACGCUCUGCGAUAGAGCGUCCGCGCGCCCAGACGAGUCGCAGACGCUGUCAAAGGUGCUCAACGGCGUGUUGAGCGCUUGCUUGCUCAACAUCGACGCUGUCCGCGUCCGCAAGUCGACUACAGCCAUCCGCAAGCUCCGUAACAACCUCUUGGCGGUCACGCUGCUCCUCACCACCCUGCCACACACCUUCCAGGUCGGCAGCGAGGUCGUCGAGCACGCUUGCUUCCUCGUCUCCGAGAUUGCCCUCGACACUGCAAGCGAGUCUUCGGGCGUCGCCCUCAACUGCGUCGCUUCGCUCCUCCUUGCCGCAUCUCGCACGCCGCAGUCCGGCAUACUCGCCGUCUGCGCCAGCCACUUCGUUCCUGCUGUCGUCGAGCUCGUCGCAUUGUCGAGUCGCCAGGGCUCUGGAGCAGACGACGCGAGGAUCAAGGCGGUCGACGAGGUGCUCAAGGCGUUUGUGGCGGUCUUGGCGUCUGUCGCGCCCGAGCGGAGAACACAAUCGCUCUCGGUCAUUCUGCCGUCGCUCGUCCUCCUCCUCUCGAGUUCCCGACCUCCCCCUCCGAUGCACACCGUCGCGCUCAACCACCUCCUCGCGCUCGCCACAUCGCUCUCGCUGCACUUCAAGGAGGCUACCGCGGCGUUGCCUGAAGACGAGCGCAAGUUGCUCGAGGACAGUAUCCGUGCUGCCGUUGGAGGGAAGGGUCGAGGAGGACCCGCUGUCGCCAAGGGGCAGGAAGAGGCGCCGCGGAUCGAGCUGCGGAUGUUUGGAUAG